Molecule: messenger RNA, 639 nt
Organism: Lentinula edodes (shiitake mushroom)
Lineage: Eukaryota; Fungi; Basidiomycota; Agaricomycetes; Agaricales; Omphalotaceae
Exons: 2
Coding region: 1-639 (212 amino acids)
Source: RefSeq, a predicted model, not a curated record
AUGUUCAUUGUUCAGCACAGUGAUCCUCAGUCUACUACUAUUGGCCAAAUUGAGGAUAUAACAACUUUUCUUUCACUUCCAUUCCAAAGUGUACCAGUCUGGCAUAGGAUCAAAUUCAGGAAUGAGGACUUAUAUGGAACUAAGACCCUUGAUGUUGUGGCUGCACAUCCUCAUUGUUAUAAUUCACAUGGCCAAAUUACACAGAUCUUUCAAUUUGAUGCAGCACUGAUCCGAGUUCAGCCAAAGGUUGAUGCUAGCAACUUGGACUUUCUCCAAGGAUUACAAGUUGGCCGUAUUCGUGUCAUUUUUUCAAUCCCAUCUCAGCACCUUGCUCGUCUCAUUCUUCCCAAGGGUAUUGUGCUGCCUACACAUUUAGCAUAUGUUGAAUGGUUCACAAAAUUCUCUCAAAAACCAGAACCUCAUAGUGGUCUUUACCGUGUCAAACCACUUUUUAACAGAGAUGGCUCUCGAGCUGCAUCUGUGAUCUCUGUAGAGAUGAUACAACAAAGUGUACAUCUGUAUCCCAAGUGGGGUGGAGUAGUACCAUCUAUAUGGUCAUAUGAGUCAGUAUUAGACCAAAGCCCUUCAUUUCUUGUCAGUCCUUUCACAGACAUCCACACAUACUUCAAUAUGUCAUAG